GUCUACCCGGAGCUGGUCCUAUCUCUGUGUUGAAGGCUGAACCUGGACCUGGGCCAGACCGAUAUAACCAGGUCUACCCGGAGCUGGUCUUAUCUCUGUGUUGAAGGCUGAACCUGGACCUGGGCCAGACCGAUACAACCAGGUCUACCCGGAGCUGGUCUUAUCUCUGUGUUGAAGGCUGAACCUGGGCCUGGGCCAGACCGAUACAAGCAGAUCACAUCAGGGAUAUUUCUACGAGGAUCAAUCUGGUUUCAGACGGGGAACAAACUGUUGAUUGUCAGGGCUGACAUUCCUGCUAUCUUCUCAACUCCUCAGAAGAUCUUACAACCGUUUGAAUUGGUCAGAAUUCUGAGAAGUUAACAAAUAUUGCUACAAUGUUUAAUCCUUUUAAAACAGUGGUUUUGCCCCGCCCUAUGCGGUUGGCAGAAGCUGUUAAGAUAGAAGGCAAGAAGAUUAAAGGACGUUCAGGUACUCUGGACGUUUACACUCUUCCUCUGGAAGCCCAGUCCAUGGAGAUAGAGGGAUGCAAAUGCUUCAUGUUUGGAAAAGACUUUGGUAGAAAGAACCGCACCAUCAUGGUUCUAGGAGCCACUGGGGCGGGCAAGUCCACCCUGGUCAACAGGAUGAUCAACUACAUCUUGGGUGUCACAGGGGACGAUACCUUUAGAUUCAAGUUGGUAGACGAAGGCACGGCCAAGUCUCAGGCUCACAGCCAGACCUCUGAAGUCACCGUGUACAAGCUCAACCACCGAGAGGGCUUCCAGAUCGACUACUCCCUGACUAUUGUGGACACGCCGGGUUUUGGAGACACGAGAGGCAUAGAGAGAGAUAAGUUGAUUAUGAGUCAGCUAGAAAAUUUAUUCUCGGCUAAAGGUGGAAUCAGCGAGAUUGAUGCCAUCUGCUUCGUGGCCCAAGCGUCUCUAGCUCGGCUUACAACUACACAGAAAUACGUCUUUGAUUCGGUGCUCCGCAUAUUUGGCAAAGAUGUGGCAGAGAACAUCCGGAUUCUGGUGACAUUUGCAGAUAACACAAAACCUCUGGUUCUCGGGGCGAUCAAUGAAUUCGGGGUCCCAUGUCCUAAAACGAAAAAUGGUUUACCAAUUCACUUCAAAUUCAAUAACUCUAUACCUGGUGCAUACAACGAAAAUGAGGGGGGUGACAUUGAAGAAGAUGGAAACAAUGAUGAGGAUGAUGAUGAUGAUGAGGGAGAAGAAGGCCUUAAAAAGUGUUGGGACAUGGGAACCAAAAACAUGAAAAACUUAUUUUCUGAUCUGAAAGUCAUUGAGACCAAGAGCUUGACCUUAACCAAGGAGGUGCUCAGACAGAGAGCUCAGCUGGAGAUCUCCAUUGAUAAUAUCGAGAAUAAGGUGAAAUUGGCCUUAACUAAACUUGAGGAGAUUAAAAAAGAAUCUCAAAUUCUCCAAGCACACGAGUCAGCUAUCGCAGACAGUAAGGAAUUUGAUUAUGAGGUCAGCGUCACAAGGCCUGUUAAAGUUAAAACCGAAGAAUACUCAAUGAACUGUGAGGAAUGUAACGUCACUUGUCACAAAUCAUGCUGGGUAAGGCAGGGUAUCGACCUGGUUAAGACUGUGGUAACGUUUCUUCCCACAAUUCCAACUCCCGUGACAAAUUAUUUUUGUGAGAUCUUUACCUGGGCUGGUAAAUGCAAAGAAUGCAAAGGCGAGUGCCCUACAACGAAGCAUGCCCUGGAGGCUUUCUACUGGGGUUCCGAGACGGUGAAAGAAAAACGAACCUACGAGGAGCUGAACAAACAGUAUGAGAGGGCCUCUAAGAAAGCCAUGUCCGUUGGUGACAUCAUCAAACAGAUGGAGCUGGAGUACGACCACCUAGAGGAUGAGGUGGUCGGGCUGAUGGAGCGCUCAGCCAAGUGUCUCAACACCCUGAAGGAGAUCGCUCUGAGGCCCGAUCCAAUCUCAACACCUGAAUACAUCGACCUGCUGAUAGAGGGAGAGAAGUCAGAGGCCAAGCCUGGCUACCUGGAGCGCAUCUGUAAACUCAUGGAGCUGAAGAAAAAGGCCAUUACCACGGGGGAGGUUGCUAGUGGGGCCACGGCCGACUCAAUUUUGCGGUAGGACAGUCCACUGGUUAGUAACUCUCCCAGCACAAACCCCCAAAAAAGAAGUUAAUAUAGGCUCUUAAUACGCAGCUCUUGUCAAUGCUGUAGAAUGUUCUGUUCACUUGCAUGGGCCUUCCCGACUUCCGGCGGUCAAUUAUUUUUUGGCAAUUUACCGCGUCGGUGUCGGGUUAGCCCUGUGAGGGCUUAUUUUCCGAUAAUCUAUACUCAAUUUGAUUUAAUUACAUGGAUGCUCUUGAUGAGAAUUAACUGAGUAAUGAAAUUUAUAGAAAUGUUUUUAAUCUGUCUUUCUUAUUGGGUAUUUUGUAAAUUGAUGUGUGAAUGCAUUUUCCUAAUUCAGAUAGAGGAGCGUUCUUCCUUGCUUCACUGGUUUGUUUAGCCUAGAUGCUGGGUUUGGAGCCCCCCCACAACCUGUUCACUCUCUGGCUGAGGUUACAUUGAAGCGAGACUUCUGUGAUUCGCUCAGUCUAGAUCGCGAUGUUGAAAUGAACAAAUAAAUGUAUUCCCCUGAUUUUAUUCCCCUAUUUUUGAGUUUAUUACCAUGAUUUUGAUUUCCUUUCUGUUGUUCUGUGUACUUUAUAUGCUUGGCCACAUACUCCACUCCAGCUGGAAAACUGAGUCACUAAGUGUAUUGAUUUAGUGCUUCUGUGUCCUAAUUUUUCAAGUUAAUUGUGCAAAUUCGUAUGUGUACGUAACACACACUUCAGCACAUUGGAUUAUGACUGUGAUGUACUUUUGUCAUGAGAUUAAUACAUUUCUCAUUAUUUUUUAAUUCAUGGUUUGUUGCGUUCUUCAUCAGUAGUUUAUCAAUGUAGAUGUUAUGGCAAUUCAUGAUGCAAUAUUUAUAAGUUUGGGUCCCGGGAGACACAUAUUUCUCCUUUUGGUCUUGAAGUGAAAAUGUUUAGAACCCCUGUAUUAGAGGACAAGAACCAAGGCUCUAAAACAAUAUUUACUAAAGUAUAAUCAUGUUGAAUCAUGCGUUACCUAAAAGAAUUAAAGAUGAUUACAAUUAUC
Molecule: messenger RNA, 3109 nt
Organism: Gadus morhua (Atlantic cod)
Lineage: Eukaryota; Metazoa; Chordata; Actinopteri; Gadiformes; Gadidae
Exons: 4
Coding region: 375-2093 (572 amino acids)
Molecular function (GO): GTP binding
Source: RefSeq, a predicted model, not a curated record